Molecule: messenger RNA, 1608 nt
Organism: Aspergillus affinis
Lineage: Eukaryota; Fungi; Ascomycota; Eurotiomycetes; Eurotiales; Aspergillaceae
Product: cytochrome P450
Exons: 5
Coding region: 1-1608 (535 amino acids)
Molecular function (GO): oxidoreductase activity, acting on paired donors, with incorporation or reduction of molecular oxygen; monooxygenase activity; iron ion binding
Source: RefSeq, a predicted model, not a curated record
AUGAAGUCGGGCAUGAUAAUUUUGCAACCUUGGUUGUCGUCGCUGAAGCGGCCCGACGUUGAGGGCAUAGACCCCAUGAUAUGGGUGUAUAUAUGUUCUUCAGUCUCAUUUGCCGUCUUCUCUCUUGUCGGACUUGCCUUUUAUCGCCUCUACCUUAGCCCACUUGCCAAGUUCCCCGGACCUCGAUUGGCCGCCGUGACGGGGCUCUAUGAAACAUACUAUGACAUAGUUCAGGAUGGUCAGUUCGUCUGGCAGAUUGAGCGUCUUCAUCAGCAAUACGGACCUAUAGUGCGGAUCAAACCAUCGGAGCUUCACGUGCAAGACCCAGAUUAUUAUAACACGCUGUACUCGGGCCCGACGAGCAAGCGGAAUAAAGAUGCCUGGUUCUCCUACCUCGGAUGGCCUCAGUCGAUCUUCUCAACGGAGGGACAUACCCUUCACCGCGUCCGUAGAAGCGUCUUGGGCCAAUUCUUCACAAGAAGAGCAAUCUUGGAUCUGGAGCCGGUCAUCCAGGCCAAUAUUCAAGCUUUGUCUCACCACUUUCGCCAGGCGGAAUCCACACACGGGUCCUUGGAGCUUCAUGCCGCGUUUCUGUGCUUUGCGAGUGACACCAUCUCGCAGCAUGCUUUUGGGCAGCGGAACGGGUUUCAUUCACUGGAUCGGGCAGAGCUGGAUGCGGUUUGGAAGAAAAAGGUGAACUCGAGCUUUGAGCUUGUUCAGGUCGCAAGACACAUGCCGUGGCUUUGCAAGCUGGCUCAUGCCAUCCCUAGGGUGGCGGGAAGCAUUAAUCCAUGCUUCUACGAGGUUAUUCAAAUGGAAACGGAUGUCAAACAAAUGGUUCGUAACGCAAUACAUGAACGUGGUAUGGUAAGCAGCGAGAAGGCGGCCAAAGCAAUUUAUCCUGCGAUUUUGGAACACGAGAAGGUACCUGAGGAGGAGAAAGAGUUCACUCGAUUGGCUGAUGACGCAAUUUUCUUGAUGAUUGCUGGUACCGAUGCGCCGUCGCAGGCUUUGGCUAUUACUUUAUUCCACAUUCUGCGUCAUCCGGAUGUCCAUGAAAGAGUUCGCGGUGAGCUGUGCGCUGCUUGGGAAGAUGCGUCGAUGUCGCCCGGUCUGGCGGCCUUGGAGACGUUGCCGUACUUUACUGCCGUGUUGAAAGAGGGUCUUCGGUUGUCAUCCAUUGUCACUACACGACUGCCUCGUAUUGCACCGGAUGAGGACCUGCAAUUCCACGAAUGGGAGAUUCCGCGCGGGACACCCGUGAGCAUGUCGACCUUCUUCAUCCUGCGUGAUCCAAAGAUCUUUCCAGACCCAUCGAGCUUCCGCCCCGAGCGCUGGCUCCUGGAGCCAGAUGAGUUGCGCCGGCUAGAGAGUUAUCUCGUCCCAUUUUCAAAGGGUACCUUGGGCUGUCUGGGUCCGAAUAUGACCUGGGUGUGGAUGUAUUUGGUUCUGGGGACACUGGUGAGAAAAUUCGAGAUGACUCUCUAUGAUACGACAGAACGGAAUUUGGAGAUGGUGAGGGAUAAGUUCAUUGGACAGACGAAGCCUGGGUUGAAUCGGAUUCAAGUCAAGGUGUUGGGGGAAUAUAAUAAGGUGGACAGGUCGUAG